UGAAGCCACCUCGAAAUACAACACACUACUUUCUUAGUUUAUGAGAAGAGGAAGAACCCUCCUUUCAUAGCCCUCUCUUUACUCACUUUCCUCCCUGCCUCCUUCGGGUGCUAACAUUUCUCCCAUAAGGUAAAGUUUUCAAUUAAAAAUGUUUGGUUUUUUCAUUAUUCUUCCAAUUCCCAUAACCUUUUUUUAGUUUUGAAAGGAUGUGGUGUUGAAUCAGCAAUUCUUUAAGGAUUUGUAGGACUAUAAAGGGGUGCUUCAUCAAAAGGUAAGCAUGGCCUUGUCCUUUUCUUGUGCCAUCACAAAGCCACUUUUGAGGGACAACAGCAGUUUGGCAAUGCAAUAUAGAAGCUUGAAUUAUCAACUUAACAUACCCAAUAAAUUGGUAACAUGUAUAAAGUGUGAAUCAAAAGAGUCUUCAGAGGAGGACAAAGAGUUGCAAGCAAAAUGUUCCAAGUUGAAGUUAGGGUCUCCCAUCAUUGUUAUUGAAGCUCCCAAAAUGAUCAAGACUGCAGCUACUGUCCCAUGUCUCAGGGUCAAUUCUGGAUUGGUUAAGCCUGGUGACGUGGGAAGGUAUUUCACUUCAUUAUCCAAAUCUACUUAAGUCAUUCAUAAUUUUGUUUCACUUCAAUUGGAAAAUUCAAUUCUCCAAAUAUAUGUGUUAAUUUCAUUUACAGAAGUAGUAAUAAUUCUUCAAAGUCUAAAAAAAAGUAUAUUUAAGAAAAUUAUAAUUAUAGAUUUUUUUUUCAACGUACUCUAACAUUAAUAUAUACUCGUAGUUUGAUUCUGAUAUAAAAAUUUGUGAACAUCUAAUGCUUUAAUGGCAAUUGGGUUAUCAUUUCCUGCAGAAUUGUUUCAAGAAAACCCAAAGAUGUGUGGGCAGUGAGACUUAGCAUUGGAACUUAUCUUAUAGAUGGAAAAUAUUUCAAGCCCUUGGAUUUGGCUGAGUAUAACUGAGAAAUUGUUCUUAAAAGACCUUGUAUGUAAAACACCUUCCAUUCAAUGCCAAUUAUGCCCAAUGGCAUACAAUAUAUUUUUGUAUAUUUUUACUGCAUGGUAAAUUAGUUGAGCAAAUUAAAUGAUAUUAAUGAUUGUAGUUUUUCUUUUUUCAGUACAAAUUUGUUUAUGGUAUAAAUACUAUUUUGAAGAUACCACGCUUCAACCUUAAUCCUUCUUAAAUUGUUUAGCUAAUGGUGUGUUUAGAUCCAUGUCAAAUCACUUAAAUAUAAAUUUAUUUCACAGCUAUAUUUUAAUUAUGCCUUUAUUUUAAAAUGUGAUUUAAUGUAAUUUUAGUGAAUUUAUAUAUACAUCAUGUCAAACAAGGGUGUAUCUUUUGGAUCAUUAAGUUGCUCACCAUUUGAUCUAUCAUUCAACACAAUUUUAUUAUUUUAUAAUUUAAUGAAGCUGAUAUUUUAUGUUAUAGAAUUUCUUGAAACUAAAUUUUAUAAGUUAUUUUUAAAUAAAUUAAUAAACUAAUUUUAUAAAUAUUUAUUUCUUGAAAUUUACAGUUAGCUUGUCAAUCAUCUAUGAAAAUAUACAAGAGAUGUUCUUGUGCAAGGGAUGACAGUUGGGCUUAUGGCCUAUUUUCCUAUGAAAAUUUCCAAGUGCUUUUACUAGAUUUAGACUGGUGCACUCCCCGGACAAAAUAAUCAUUGUUUUUUCUUAAUUUAUUGUAAUAGAAAGUGAGAUAAAAAGUAUGUGAAAUAUAAUAAUUUUAUAUUAAAAUUUUUCAAAAGUUUAUCUGCUGCUCUGUGAUUGAUCACAGGCAUAGAAGCCUAUCAACUUCUUCUAUGGAUAAUUACACUCCCACUUUUCUGGAUUCAUCAUAUAUAUUUAGGUAUGGUCACAUCGGAAGUUGUGAGCCAAUUUUCAGUAAAAGAUUAUUUAAUAUAUCUUCGUGCAUGCUUUAAAGAAACAGUGGUUCAGACCAAAACUUUUUGCUUCAACCAAAAGUAUAUAAUAGUUGCUUUGUUUCCUGUGAGAACUUAGGCCAUAGGCUCUGUAUUCGAAGUGAUUUUUGUAAUAAAUAAUAAGUACAUUACCGAUAUCAAGACCCACCAGUUUACAGUUUCAAGUUUCCUCUGCCACUCUCAAUGCCGCAGAAGCAGAAAAGGCGCGCUCAUGUGGAGGAUCCACAGCUACCACCAUCUUCACAAGAACUCCAAAUAGAGGAAGAAGAAGAGGAGGAAGAAGAAGAAGAACAACAAGAACAACCACCACCUUCGGAAGAAGUAGCUUCCACCAAUGUUGAAGAAGGAGAAGAAGAAAACCCGUCACCCCCUCCCUCUAACUCCCACUCGGAGGCAAAAGAAUCCAAGCGAGACGCCGAGAACGACUCGCCCGUGGACGAGGGAAGACUUGCCAAGAAGAAGGCAACAGCAACGGAUGGUUCAGAGGAGGAAAAUGUGAAGAAGACAAAGAAGUUUCAGAGGAUAUGGAGCGAGGAAGACGAGUUGGCUAUUCUCAAGGGCAUGGUUGACUUCACUUCCAAGACUGGCCAAGACCCUUUUAGACACGCCCAUGAUUUCAACGAUUUCGUUAAGGAAUCGGUUCACGUCCAUGCUUCUACCAACCAACUCAAGGAGAAGAUUCGAAGGCUGAAAAGGAAGUUUGAGAUCAAUUGCAUCAAAGGGAAGAGCGACGAGCACGAAGACCCAAAGUUCUUCAAACCGCACGACCACAGAGCUUUUGAGUUGUCCAAAAGGGUUUGGGGAACUCAUGUGAAAGCUCCCAAGAAGAAACUCGUAGCCAAAUCCCAUGCUGGCCCCGUUUUGAUGGAAUCUGGAAAGAUGGACGUUGAUUCAGAGCCUAUUGGGGGUUCAAGUUGGCCUUUGAGAGAAAUGUUUUGUUUUCAAAGUGGGUAUCGAGUGAGUGAAGAUGAUGCAAAGAGGGGUUUGGAGUUAAUUGGAGAAUCCAAGAGGUCUGAAAUGGAGUGCAAGUGGAACAAGUUACGUGCUGCUGAAAUGAAGCUGCAUGCAGAUCGUGCUCUUCUCGUUUGGGAGAACACUAGUUUGAUAUUGGAGGCGCUUUACUCAUCCGACCAUUAACUAGGAUUCUAAAUUUCUGGGCUUCCAAGGUGAUUAUCUACCAUAUGUUUUGUGGAUCUAUCCUCCAUGCAUUCUGCUUUUGUGCCUAUCCUUUAGUCUUUUUGUUUCUAACAAUGUUGCUUAGUGUUAGUGUCAUGAUGAUGUUUUGCAAAAACCUGAUCUCAUUCUCAAUGUUUAUAACUCCCGUGUAAGUGAUGCUUUUUUGGAGAAAUAUUAAAUGAUAGUGACACCAAUUAGGUGCCCUUUAAGCCUGAAAUGUUUCAUGGGUUUAGAAGAGGCGUGCCAAUAACUUCUCUUUCCAUGGACUUCAUCAAUUCAAGGGGGAUGAGGGACCCUAAAAAUAUUGGCAUAAAAUUCCAAAUGAUGAACCAAUGUGUUCCUUGCUUUAUUUUCUUUGUAAACCUACUGCCCUACCAGCAAUAGCAAUUUGCAAACAAUGAUUAAAUAGCUAUGUGUGUAAACCAUAAGAAUGAAUUCAUUAAGGAAGACCAGAAAAAAUGGCUUGAGAAAAUAAGAGAGGAAAUGACGGAUUCGACUAAAAUAUGAUACCCAUAAGCUGUGGUAAAAUUUUGGCUUAUUGAAUGACUGAGGUGACAACAAUAUAACUCGCCUCUCAACUUUUAUAUAUUAAUUAUUAAAAUAUAGACAGAUUCUAUAUUCUUCAAGAAAAAUUCUAAUCUAGAGUUUCAUGAUUAUUGCUAUUAUCCAUCCUUUACAAUAGCUUUUUGGAAUUUUCUAAUAUCUGACUUUUUUACAAGAUUUUGUUACUUCUAGAAAUAUGAAUCAGGCUUGAACAAAAUAUACAGGAAAUGAACGGCAAAAAAUUGCAACUUGUUACAACGUCAUGAAGUAUAAAAGCACCAAGGGAUACGAACAAUAGCAAAUAAUACCACAACAGAAGCAGAGCACAACUUAAUACAAACACAACCUAAAUCAGCAAUCUAAGGGGGUUAGCUCAAAUGGUAAAAUUCAUAAGCAACAUAUUCAGUGGUUCGACUGUGUUAAAAGGAUUAAAUUCAUUAAAGAAAAAAGCAACAACUGAGGAGCCUACAGUGAAGGAGCGGGUGAAGUUUCAUACCGAAGACAAAGAAAUCAUGGGAAAAUUAUGGUUUCUGGCGUAGUCCUCCUCCUCUUUGACGCAGGAAGAAGCUGUUCUUGGUCAUCUUCAUUUUCAUUAUUGAACCCUCCAACACCAUUUGCUUUAAGUUGUGACUCAUUAUCAAUGGUUUGAGUAAUGAAUUCGGGU
Molecule: messenger RNA, 4296 nt
Organism: Abrus precatorius (Indian licorice)
Lineage: Eukaryota; Viridiplantae; Streptophyta; Magnoliopsida; Fabales; Fabaceae
Product: probable transcription factor At1g61730
Exons: 2
Coding region: 2097-3050 (317 amino acids)
Biological process (GO): regulation of DNA-templated transcription
Cellular component (GO): nucleus
Source: RefSeq, a predicted model, not a curated record